Rattus norvegicus (Norway rat) is the source of this 5010-nucleotide messenger RNA. RefSeq names its product dickkopf WNT signaling pathway inhibitor 3 (gene Dkk3). The coding region runs from base 142 to 1188 and encodes 348 amino acids. The transcript has 8 exons. Gene Ontology annotation, biological process: negative regulation of Wnt signaling pathway. The record is from RefSeq and is marked validated. Gene Ontology annotation, cellular component: extracellular region. Lineage: Eukaryota; Metazoa; Chordata; Mammalia; Rodentia; Muridae.
CUGCAUCCACGCCGCGUACAGUGCAUAUUCUGCUCCGGCUGCUCUGUGGAAGCCCUGCGACCGGUCGUGACCAGAUCCAUCUUGCAGCUCAGCUUUGUUCAUUCGAAGUGGGUGAGCGGCGGCGGCCAGCGCGGAGCAAACAUGCAGUGGCUCCGGGAUAUUUUGCUGUGUAUGCUGCUAGCGGCGGUGGUCCCCACUGCCCCCACUCCUGCCCCGACGGCCACUUGGACUCCGGCAGAGCCGGGCCCGGCUCUUAACUACCCUCAGGAGGAAGCUACGCUCAAUGAGAUGUUCCGAGAGGUAGAGGAGCUGAUGGAAGACACUCAGCACAAACUGCGCAGCGCGGUGGAGGAGAUGGAGGCGGAAGAAGCGGCUGCUAGAACGUCCUCUGAGGUGACCCUGUCAAGUUUACCUGCCAACUACCACAACGAGACCAACACGGAGACCAGGAUGGAAAAUAACACAGCCCAUGUGCACCGGGAGGUUCACAAGAUAACCAACAACCAGAGUGGACAGACGGUCUUUUCUGAGACAGUCAUUACAUCUGUAGAGGAUGGAGAAGGCAAGAAGAGCCAUGAAUGUAUCAUUGAUGAGGACUGCGGACCCACCAGGUACUGCCAGUUCUCCAGCUUCAAGUAUACCUGCCAGCCGUGCCGGGACCAGCAGAUGCUAUGCACCCGAGACAGUGAGUGCUGUGGAGACCAGCUUUGUGCCUGGGGUCACUGCACCCAAAAGGCCACCAAAGGUAGCAAUGGGACCAUCUGUGACAACCAGAGGGAUUGCCAGCCUGGCCUGUGCUGCGCCUUCCAAAGAGGCCUGCUGUUCCCUGUGUGCACACCCCUGCCCGUGGAGGGGGAGCUCUGUCAUGACCCCACCAGCCAGAUGCUGGACCUCAUCACCUGGGAACUGGAGCCUGAAGGCGCUUUGGACCGAUGCCCCUGUGCCAGUGGCCUCCUCUGCCAGCCACACAGCCACAGUCUGGUAUACAUGUGCAAGCCAGCCUUCGUUGGCAGCCAUGACCACAAUGAGGAGAGCCAGCUGCCCAGGGAGGCCCUGGAUGACUACGAAGAUGUUGGCUUCAUAGGGGAGGUGCGUCAGGAGCUGGAAGACCUGGAGCGGAGCCUGGCCCAGGAGAUGGCAUUUGAGGAGGCCACCCCUGUGGAUUCACUAGGUGGAGAGAAGAUUUAGACCUAGACCCAGCUGAGUUGCUGGUAGAUGUGCAAUAGGAAUGGCUAAUUUAUUUUCCCAGGAGUGUCCCCAGGUGUGGAAUGGCCACAGCUCCUUCCCAGUAGCUUUUCCUCUGGCUUGACAAGGUACAGUGCAGUGCAUUUCUUCCAGCUGCCCCACUUCUCUGGCUUAGGAAAGAAAGACAGGCGUGGCAGGUAAGGGGAGCGGUGAGCUGCCCCACAUUGUUGCUAGACAUGCUGCCUUGUUUGUUCUUCAUGGAUUGAAGAUUUGUUUGAAGGGAGAGGAUGGGAAAGGGGGUAAGUCUGCCCAUGAUAGGUUUGGGGGAUACAGGGAGGACAGUGCCUGCCUUGCAAACGUGGACCUGGCAAAAUGUAGCCGUUGUUUUUGUCUUGUGCCCCUCCCAUGGGCUGAGGAAGUGACUACACAGGAGCUAUGCUGCUCUUGUGGCCUUCCACACAUUCAUCCCCCAGUCCCCUAGUGUUUUAGCUCCUACCUCACUGUCAACACAGCCUUUCAUAGCCAUGUUCCUUCCUGAUCACCACAGCCUAGAAGGGGAUAGGAGUGGGUUUCUCUCCAAGCCCCAUGUUCUCUCACUCAACCCCACACCAGCCUUGGUACCACCAACAGUACUUUCAAAAGGAGGGGAGUAAAACCCUUUUGUUUUUAUUUUUUUUUACUCCUCCAAGGCAUGCCUGGAACCAAGGUCAGGGUAGUUUGCAUGUCCCCCUGUUAGUAGCAGUGUGGUGGGCAUUGUCCUCCACCAUAUGCGUCAAUACCUCCGAAAGUCAGUGUACAUUAAUUUGCAAGAAAUAUGCUUGGGUAAUUGUAGGGCCAGGAUUGUGAAUGAAACUUGCAAAGUUGCUUAGCAAUAAUGGAAGGUCUUUCUCAAUCACACAGAGAAAUCAAAACCAAGCCAGGCUGUGUAAAAUACAGCUGUGACAUCCAGACAGAAGGCUGGGCUGGCUGUCAGGUCUCAGAUGACAGUUUCAGGUGCCAGGAACUAUUUCCAUUCUGUAUUUAUCCAGAGUUAUUAAAAUUUAAAGUUGCACACAGUUGUAUAAGCAUGCUUUUUCCCCUGAGGUUUAAAUUAUGUGUACACAAAUGUGUUGCUCUCAAAGAUUAUUCAGAAAUCACUUUGGCUACUCUUUGGUAAUUCUUGGACUUUUUGAUUUUCAAUAAAUAUAAACCCUCUUCAUGUAAAAUAAAAUAAAAUAAUCUGUAGUAUAAAGGGACCAAAAAUUAAAAUUCCAUAGAAGCAGAUUUUCCAGGCAUCUGCAGCUCACCUCAUUUAGAGUCUGAAUAUGUUGGAACUCCUAUCCUUGUCUGGAUGGGAAUUAGUUUUAAGAGAGAAAAUACUUUACCGUCUCCCAAAAGAACAAAUGGAAUAUAUGAGUCUUCUCUUGGAGGCUCUCUGAGCAAAUGCAGUCCUGGGGCUGUGCUAGCAUCGUUACUGUAGCAAAACAGCUGAGGUGAUUAACUUAUGCAUUUUUUAAAAAGGGUUAAUUGGGUUCAGCAUUUCAUGUUUCUGUCAUGAUCCUAUUGCGUUGAAACUAUAGAGAGGCAGCACAACACGGCAGGGGCAUGUGGUAGAGUCAAGCUGCUCCCUUUCUGGCUAAGAGAGAGGGCAAUGUGCAGUCUUGUCCAGGGGUCUGGGCACUCUCACAAGGACCCACCCCGUAAAGACCACUCUACAGCCUUGGGUUUAGUUACUCUUCUGGGUGCUACAAUCAAACACCCAACAAGAAGCAACCUGAGGGAGGAGGGUUUAUUUGGGCUCCUGGUUCAAGCAGGGAGUCCUUGAUGGCAGGGAGGGUAUGGCGUUAGAGUGUGGGGCUCCAUCCCGCAGUAUAGGGGAUCGGGAAGCAAAGGAAGCAAUGUAGGACUCAGCUUUCUCCCUCUUUCCCUUUUCAUUUAUUCUGGGACCCCAACCCUUGGGGAGGUGCCACCCACAAUAAGGGUGAGUUUUCUUUCCUCAGAACCCUCUGGAAACUUCUGGCCUAAUAGAUAUGUGCAGAGGUGUGCCCCUAAGUGAGUCAACUCCAUCCGGUUCCAAGACAUAUAAGCGUGACGCACUAACUCUGCCACAUAGCACCGAGUCCCUCUUAAAAGCCUUUACUUCUCAUCCGAAGAUAUCACAGAAAAGAGAUGUAAACAUUUAGAAAGACAAUAAAUGUACUUGAUGAAGUCACCUGUGUCUGUGGUAUGGGUCCAUUUGUCACUAAAACCUGUGCUGGUUAGGAUUUGCUGUAUUCUGUCUGCUAUGCUGAAAUCCUUGGGUUUUACAGAUAAAUGUUAAGAUUCAGAAUAACUGAAUAACAUUUAAAAAAAUAGUCUCAGGUUGAUAAAGAUUGUUGUAGCCUCUCAAUAUUGGCAUGGGGACAAGUAGGUUUUGCAGGGGGAUAUUUUAUCCAGCUUGCAACAGAAUUGUGACACAUUAAGCUCUUUAAAGAGUAGAUUAAUGAGGUCACUGUGUAUUUAGGUCAGCAGGGCAGCAGGGUCUUGAUUCAUUAUGUCUCUGAAUUCUACAAGAUACUAACAGAUGAGGAAAUGUGGCUUCAAAAGGGUGGAUUGAGGUCACAGUCAGAUGACAUGGCAUCUAGGGUACAUCUAGGGGGCGUCCUGUAUUCAGUGUCAAAACUUACCAGGGUCACUCAUCUCCUGAAUCACCUGACAGCUAGGUGCCGAGGGCUUCCUCAGAGCCAGGGGUCGUGAUGUGCCCUGAAGGUUCCCAGAUGAGAGUUCCAGUUUUGAAAUCAUCACAGUAGAAAGCAGGACACAGCUACACCAAGCAGUGACUGACACAGUCAAGCCAGCAUGGAGUGUGGAGGAGCCCCAGCAGAGAGUACUUUGCUUGAAAGGCUGGCCAGGAAAUGGCCUGAAAGAUGACAUACUUACCAGGAAGUCAGAAGGGGGACUCGAAGGGGAAAUAGAUAGGAUUCUCAAAGGAUAGGGUGACUGGAAGCUUGAGGAAAUGCUUAGAUGAGGCUGGAAAUAGUUUUGAAAACGAAAGCAAAACUGAAGCAACUCCUCCCCCCCUCCCAAAAAAAAAAACAAAUAAUGAACAACCCUGUCCGGUGACUGUCAUGUAUCAGGCCCUGUCUCAAGAGUCAGAGUGAGUCGUGAAUGAGGGAAAACCAGAGUCUCCUUCCUAGUGCUAACUCCCAAAUCCUAAGGACCCAGGAGAGGCCUGAAUGCUCAGCUGAGAUGCCUCGCCAUUGUUAAGGAACCAUGGGAAGAGUUGGAGAGACUGUGGCUCUCAACUCCAUGCCUGCUCCUUCCUUGGAUCCCGUUCCUGCCAGGGAAGUGGUAGCAGCAGCUGAAGGUUUGGCUCCUCAGUGAUCCCAGCAAAGGACCAGACUGCCAAGAAGGGAUCUUCCCCUUUCCCUGACAAGGAAAAUGGAAGAGUUCCCACUUUUCCAUCUUCCAGGACAGGCACUUAAGAUGUGGCAUUUGGCUUCACCCGCCCCUGGGGGAGCUGGGAGCUACCAGGCUGCCAUCCUCCGGGGCCUUCUGAAAACACUCACUUCUUAGCUUCUGUUAGUCUUUAAGCUGGCAGGCAUUCCUGGACUCACAGUCCACGCAUGACUUUUCUUAUUUUUAUGGCUGUUAGUACCUGGCAAGAGUGACUUAGGGAAGGUUUAGAAUUUGGAGGAAUUGCCCACGAUGUUUGCAGGCAUUUUUGCAGGAGUGGAGGUGACUGCCCACAGGACUUUCCUAUGGGGAAGCAGAGUCAAUGGGAAGUGGUGUAGAUUGCAAGGCCCCUCCAGUGACCCACCUGUGCCAGCAAGGCUCUACAACUUCCCAAGGCAGUGCUGCAAGCUG